This is a messenger RNA of Colletotrichum godetiae, 941 nucleotides long. RefSeq lists its product as uncharacterized. The record is from RefSeq and is a predicted model, not a curated record. The transcript has a single exon. NCBI's taxonomy places the organism in Eukaryota, Fungi, Ascomycota, Sordariomycetes, Glomerellales, Glomerellaceae. Bases 223 to 831 code for a protein of 202 amino acids.
CCUUUUUUCUGGACUCUUUUUUUUUUUCUGCCUCUAUCCCCCCUUUCGGACCCAAACUUGCUCAACCCGCACUAUUGAGCGACUGCCGUGAUUGAAGGGGACCCAUUUACGGAGGCCUCGAGUGCGUUUUCUUCUUCUGCUUUUGUCCGAAAAUAUCGACUUGAUGCCCUGGACCCGGGUAACUGACGUUGCCCCCGGGGAACCAGUAUUGAGGCUCUUCCGAUGGUUGACAACUCCACCCACGGUACUGGGCCUGAUCCGAUGCCCAGUGCCCCCCGUUCUCUUCCCCCCUUUUGCCAUAAUCUGAUCCGUGAGCAGGAAGAGCCGAAGAGGGUAUCCGUACGGACAGGUACCAUGGUCCGUAGGGAAGAAAAGGAAUCAUCAUCGAAAUCCUUCCAGUAUAUUCUCCUCGAGUUUCAACGAUACUUACAACCCGUCCCAUAUUCUCGGACUCCCUCCAUGUUCCAUUCCUCUCCACACACCCCUGUAACACGUCGUCCGCCUUCGUCUCUUUUUUUUUCUUUCAUCCCAUCAAUCAUCCCCUGGCUUCAUUUCGAAGCCCACAUCCCUCUAUAUACCCUGGCUCGUUUCCAAACGUCAACUCGCUCUUACUGGCUUAGUCUGUGUCUUGGCGGAAUAUCGACCAAACACCUCCUGGCCUGCGUUUCCCCUAAACAAACGAACCACCAUCUCUCAGCUCGUACCACACCACCAGUCCACCACCACACACCACCACAUGGUCCCCAAUGGUCAACCUUUUCCGUCCCGUCUAUUCGUGCGAUUUCAAGUUCAAGAUCGCAGGCCCCGGGUACCGCUUCACUGCCACCGUGACAUUGAGUCGCCCGUGCUUCAUGCUCGAGGGCAACCGGCAUGUCCCUUUCUGGGUCUUCUGCUUUGUCCCAGUGCUUCCUUUUCAGGUUCAUGUUCAAUAUACUACAAGC